AUAAACCAGCAUUAUCGUCGGGUAAAUUCUUUAUUUUCCCCCUUUCCUCUACGUAUCGUUGCACAUAUAAGUUUUUGAUUACUGCCAAAAUGACCUGUACUAUCCAUCCUUCUCUUCCAGAGACGGAUACGCAUAAGGAUUACGCUCGAUUUUACUUUGAUACGACCAAUGUGCCCGAUAAACGUAUCGUCGGUCUGUUGGCAUGUCAGCGUGACCCACUUCUCCGCAUCCUUCGAACGAAAGUGCAUGCUGCUCGGGAGGCCGACAUAACCUCACCUCCGCCUCCCAAGGGCAAGGCGAAGCAAAAGAAGGGUGCUGCUUUUACUUCCGAACAGAAUGUGGCUUUAAAAGAAGAGAGCAAGGGUAAGCUGUGGGAGGUUGAGUUGCUCGACACUAUCAUAUUUCCCGAAGGAGGAGGUCAACCUUCAGACACUGGUGUCAUGCGCCUUUUAGAUCCUAAUGGGGGUGUCAGCCACACAUUUCCCAUUGAAAUGUGUUUGCGUCGGAAGCUCGACAGUGUCCACCUUAUCAGGAUCCCUUCUGGUAUAGAAAUAGACUUGCGGGAAGGCAGGGAAGUCGAGGUCGAAGCCGAUUGGGAUAGGAGAAUAGAUCAAAUGUCUAUCCAUACCUCGCAACACCUCUUGUCUGCCAUCCUUGAAACCCAUCUUUCACUCCCCACUCUCUCUUGGUCCAUGCAACCCUACCCAUCCAUUGAACCGGCUUACGUUGAGCUGCCCAGAGCGCUUACACCCGAAGAAGCAAUGGGGAUUGAGCGUCUCUGUGGAGAAGCCAUUAAACAAUGCAAAAAAAUUUGGGUGGAUUUUACUAUUCAAGGUGACGAUGUUGGGAAAGAAAACAUCGGCGCGGGGUCAGUCGGUACAAGAGAGAUGAGAGGCUUGCCCAAGGAUUACGACGGUGGCGUCAUUCGACACAUCAACAUUCAGGACACUGAUCGUAACGCCUGCUGUGGUACUCAGUCUCCAAACACAUCUCUUCUAUCACUCCUACAUGUCAUUCCCCCAACUCUUUCCAACUCGUCGAAGCCGUCUCCAACUAAGCUUUACUUCUUGUCUGGCCCCCGAGCCAUCCUCGCUUUGCAACAGGCAUCUCGCACCCUUUCUGCUGCGGCAAAGGCGGUCGGAUACGGCAGAGCUGACCUGGUGGAGAGGCUUGAGAGAGCAGAAGUAGCCAGGAAGGAUACGGCGGACAGCCUUAAAGGCUUAAGAACAGAGCUGGCCAAGCUCGUCGGCGAACAGGCCGUCAAGGCAGGAAAAGAAGGGAAAUCAGUUACACUAGUCGAGCGCGAAGAGAAGGGCACUCAUGACUUUGACUGGCUAGGUCUGGUAGGCGCAACAUAUCUCGAGUCCUUUAGCGCUUCUGGGCAGAAUACAGACGGAAAAACGCCCCCUAGCCCACUCAUCAUCCUGACUUCCUCCAUUACGCCUGCCUCUACUACCAGCCAGACACUCCUUCUGAUCCAAUCACCAGACAAUGACCUGGCCAAGUACGUCAAUGAGAAAAUCAAGACAGCUCUUGCAGGGAGGGUAAAGGGUGGUGGUGCUAGAGGAAGGUACAUGAGCAAGAUCGACGGCAAAUGGGGCAAAAUAGAAAAAGACGCUUUGGCGAAGGUCAUCGACGAUCUGAGAGCUGACAGGGUCUGAUAUAAUAAAAGCGUAAUGCAUUGUGUCCCAACGAGGACAUGUCAGUAAAAGAAAUGAGGUUCAGCGGUGUUAUGAACGAUGUAGUAGCAGUACCCGUAGCAAAGAAUAUCCACCGGCUAAAUCCGAUAGCCGAAGUUGUCACGAGACGCCAAACCAUCGCGUGUGUCGAUCACAUUGUUCGUUGUCGUCCGCGGUGUCAGUUGAAUAGCUGUAUGGAGAGUCGAA
Molecule: messenger RNA, 1886 nt
Organism: Cryptococcus deneoformans JEC21
Lineage: Eukaryota; Fungi; Basidiomycota; Tremellomycetes; Tremellales; Cryptococcaceae
Product: cytoplasm protein, putative
Exons: 5
Coding region: 90-1661 (523 amino acids)
Biological process (GO): regulation of translational fidelity
Molecular function (GO): Ser-tRNA(Ala) deacylase activity; nucleotide binding
Source: RefSeq, a predicted model, not a curated record